UGGAUACAAUUUAGAUUUGCUGCAUUUUAUUGGUUACAAAGCACCUUCGAGUCAACCUGAGAUGAUCAUAUUUUCUUGACGCGUAUUCGAGUGUUGAUUACGUCUUUCCAAUUCUCAAGAUGACCUCUUUAUAAACUCUAUGAGAAAAAUGAAACUUGAAAUAAGAAGGACGUUCGAAAACGCGCUAAAAAUACGGCCCCUGAACCAUGAAUACCGGUCUAAAUUGUCGUGUAAAGAUGGUCUAAUCUCUUCCAAUAUAGCACAGAUAUUUCUUACGGAAUAAAUAAGACAAAAAAAUGGUAGAACAACAAAGAAAACGAGUGGAGGACCACAUGACAAAAAUAGUCGAGGAAAUUGAUAAGUCCAUUUUACGGAAAAUGCAGAGAGAUAUGCACAGAUGCGCUGCUUCCUGUUGUGAAAAUGAAACAUACACCAUACAUAAAGUACAUAACUGUGUGGAGAACUGCAGUACCUCUUUGCACAAGGCGCAACAAUAUGUUCAAGGAGAGUUUGAUCGAGUACAGAAUCGUUUGCAAAGAUGUAUAAUGGAGUGCAAUGAUAAUAUAAAAGACAAGGUGGGUCCAAAUCCUACACAGACAGAAGUGGAUAGAUAUGGUGACGAAUUUGAGAAAUGUGCUACAAAAUGUGUAGAUUCUUAUUGUGAAUUAUUACCAUCCUUAGAAAAGACUAUGAAAAAAGUUUUAAGUAAAAACGAAUUUGCUUAGCUUAGCUUUUUUAAUCAAUUUAUCAGUUGAAUGUUAAUUCUGCACACUGUUCACAUUUUCCAUUAAAUAUACAUGCAAAUGUGCCCAGUGUGAGAAGCAGAUAUUUUGUAAAUGUAUAAAAUGUGUAAAUUCAAUUUACAUAUAUACAAUAUAUACGCCAUGAUAUUGCAUAUAAUAAAAAGAAUGUUAAAAAAACA
Molecule: messenger RNA, 922 nt
Organism: Odontomachus brunneus
Lineage: Eukaryota; Metazoa; Arthropoda; Insecta; Hymenoptera; Formicidae
Product: protein FAM136A-like
Exons: 4
Coding region: 297-725 (142 amino acids)
Cellular component (GO): cytoplasm
Source: RefSeq, a predicted model, not a curated record